This is a messenger RNA of Culex pipiens pallens (northern house mosquito), 2034 nucleotides long. RefSeq lists its product as uncharacterized. NCBI's taxonomy places the organism in Eukaryota, Metazoa, Arthropoda, Insecta, Diptera, Culicidae. The record is from RefSeq and is a predicted model, not a curated record. The coding region runs from base 417 to 1280 and encodes 287 amino acids. The transcript is spliced from 3 exons.
GAGGCAGCGAACCGCGCAGAUCGUACUCUUGUUUGACUUUGGCAGUCAGGCCCAUUCACGUUCCGGCUUCCGCGCGACUCGGCCAACUCGCGUCUUGAACUCUUACACCCCGUUGAUGUGCGGUGAGAACGGAUUCCCGUAAAGUGUGACCCGUACGCCGUCGUAGUGGAUGUUGUGGGAUGGUACUUGAGUACAACAGCGGUGUCUAGUACUUGUACGGAUUAGAUCCAGGCCAUAGCCGUUGAUAUCGGAGUGAAGUGGUGGCCCAGAAUUUGAAUAAACUUGAAAACGCAACAAAGACAAAGUUCAGUGCGUUGGUGUUUGUGUGCGACCAUAGCUUUCGGGGAGUCAACCCCCAAACCGGGAAGAGAAGAGACCUCAGUGUUCCAAGUGUUGUCGUGCCAAACAGAUGCGCAAUGAUGUACCUGUCCAGAAGUAGGUGUUCAGCUACGGCCAUGCUGCUGUCAUUCUCCGCGUUCCUGUUGCUAGUCGUGACCGUCCGGGGUCAUGCCAUCCCGGGUUCCGCCCUAACCCUCGUAGAACCCCCACAGCAUGGCAACCUGCCGUACAGUGACAGUUCCAGUGCCAGUGAACCUUAUCAACCGCAGCGCGACUCGCGACAAAUGGAUCUUGCGGAACCGCCGUACUCCGUGAGUGAAAUUAUCCGCAGCAAAAGGUGGAAACUGUCGCAAAUUGUGCCGCCCGCCGCGAGUCAGGGCCGUAGUCGGAUCAACAACAGGUCGAUGACUCCGCUGGUGGACGAGCAGGGCCGGGAGCUACGCGAUGAGGAACUGGAGGUCAACCGGCAGCUGGAGGAGCAGGAUCAGUACGAUCGGUACGAUGUCGUUGGGGAUGAUUACAGCGACGAUGGGGAAGAGCAGACGGCCUUGCAGGUGCGACGGUCGGGAACGGUGGUGAGCGCGGCGGAAGAGGACGACGAUAGCAUCUCGGGGGCGCUGGCGCGGGCGGCCCGGGGAACGGAUAUCGAGGAGUACUUUUGGAAAUAUGUUAUCGAUAGUGACAUUUCAGCCUCCCUCGAGGAUGACGACAACGACGACGACACAAACCCGGAGGCCCGUUUCAAGAAGAAGAAGAAGUUCCACCUGAAGCACAAGUACAAGAAGUUCCUGCUGCCGCUGCUGCUCGCGUACAAGCUCAAGUUCAUGAUGAUGUUCCCGGCCCUGGUCGGUGGGCUCGCGCUGCUGGUCAAGGCCGCCGGUUUGGCCGGGUUCUUCUUCGCGCUGUUUGCGUCCGUCGUGAGUCUGCAAAAGUCUCACUAAGAGCCACCCCCACCCCCACCCCCAGAACGCCACCUUCGAACAACCACAGCCAACAACCCUGGCCAUGGAGUAUGACCCCAAAAAUGAGGCGCUUCCCACGUCGAGGGAAAUUGAGAUGAGUGAGGAUCGAGUGAGAGAGUGUUUGCGAGACAGCAAUGAGAAAAGAGCUUCGGUGUACGAGUUAUCAAACAUCAUUUUGCGGUGUUUCACAAAUAUGGACGAAAGAAAAAAGUCUGAUCGUGGCACGCGUAACGAGGAGCGCGCGAUGGGAGCGAGCUUUGAAAGAGGAGAAGAGAAGCGAGAAGAGGAGCGUCGAAGCUCACGCGACGGAGGAGAAAUGUGAGCCAGCGAGCGUGAAAUUGAGACGACCUUGAUUGUGCGAGCAGUCAGUCAGCGGCAAGAAGAAGAAGAAGAAGCAAAAUCGCACCGUAAUGAAUGAUGGCAAAAUACUCAACCGAAUUUAGUGCUACAGUUUGGACUUUAUUUAUUUAUUUUCUUUCAUUUCUUUUGUUGUUUUCUGUGAAGCCUCUUUUUUGUUGUUUUAUCCUUUUGUUUUGCUCGAGAGUUGAUUUAUUGAAUGUUUGUGUUGGAUAGAUCACAUCGGAGAGGAAACACUUACACGAACGAUGGUCACGACGUAAUUGUUGAUAUAGUUUGUAUAAACCAUAAGUAAUUUAUUGAUGAUGUUAUUUAAAAAACGGAAAUGAAAAGCUGAUGACCAUAUAAAUGUAGAUAAAAGUUGUUUUAAAAACCA